Messenger RNA from Betta splendens (Siamese fighting fish), 899 nucleotides. RefSeq names its product Purkinje cell protein 4b (gene pcp4b). Gene Ontology annotation, cellular component: cytoplasm. The transcript is spliced from 3 exons. Gene Ontology annotation, molecular function: calcium ion binding; calmodulin binding. NCBI's taxonomy places the organism in Eukaryota, Metazoa, Chordata, Actinopteri, Anabantiformes, Osphronemidae. The record is from RefSeq and is a predicted model, not a curated record. The coding region runs from base 212 to 403 and encodes 63 amino acids.
GAGUUGGGUGGUGACUUGGGAGACUCGUUGGCCCACGGCAUUCCUAUUGGUUUAUUGGUGACGUGAUGACACGGAGGAGUUGGGCGCCACACUUUAUAAAGGUCCUGCGUCCGCGGCGAGCCACUCUUUAAAAGACCCCUGUUGCUGAAACUUCCCACUCCGCAACUCACGCGCUGGGAGCAGGCGAGAACCCGCGGCGUCACCGUCCAUCAUGAGCGAGAGACAAGGAUCUGGAGCAGCCGCCGGCAACAACAAGACGUCUGGAGGACAAGACGCGUCCAAGACGGACGUCCCCGAGGACUUUGACAUCGACAUGGACGACCCAGAGACCGAAAAGGCGGCGGUCGCCAUCCAGUCCCAGUUCAGGAAGUUCCAGAAGAAGAAGCGCGACGAGAAGUCCUAGUGAGCGCCGCGCUGCUCGGCCACAGCGGCGACGGUGUGACAUUUGCAUGUAAACAGAUUCAUACCAGUUGGAAUCCUGGGCGACAGGGUUGUGGGGGGGGGGUCGCGGGGUGAGGAAUGCAAUAGGUAGUUCAUUAUAUGACAUGUCUGUGAAUUUUCAUUAUUUGACUGCUGUCUCUAAAUACAUGACAGAGUUCCACAGUUUGAGUUUCUGUCCUAGCACAUGCUCCAUAUUUCAUCAUGUCCGGCCUGUGUUUGUGUUUUUGUAUUUAUUUCACCCCUCUAGUUAUAUCUGCAUCAUCACUUCUGUCUCCCACAAGGACCACAUUUACCAGAACUCACCUGCCCAUCUUACACCGACAGCUGAUUUUAGGAACCUUAGCCUGGAGCUUUCCAUCCUCGAGAAAACAUUUCACCCAGAGGCAUAUUUCUUACCCGCAUGGAACUAUCAAGCUGUCUGUCAAUGUACAUUGAAUAAAUAAAGACUGUGUGUGGAA